This is a messenger RNA of Homarus americanus (American lobster), 3586 nucleotides long. RefSeq names its product scoloptoxin SSD14-like. Lineage: Eukaryota; Metazoa; Arthropoda; Malacostraca; Decapoda; Nephropidae. The record is from RefSeq and is a predicted model, not a curated record. Gene Ontology annotation, molecular function: glutathione gamma-glutamate hydrolase. Gene Ontology annotation, cellular component: plasma membrane. Gene Ontology annotation, biological process: glutathione catabolic process. Bases 254 to 2158 code for a protein of 634 amino acids. The transcript has 13 exons.
CGUGAGAUGGCGUGAAGUUGGCCGUGAAGCUUGUCGUACAUCUGGCCGUGAAGCUCGUCGUACAUCUGGCAGGUUGUUUUGUUUACAUCUUGACACCUGAGUCCUGGGCCCUGACCUGACCAACACUGUGCACUGUCUGGUGUAUUUAUGAGUAUAGUACAGUACUUACUAUACUGUAUAUUGAUUGCUGCAGAAGAACCUGAAAAGGAAGUCGUUAGGAAUUAUCACCUGGGAAAAACGAAGGAAAGAAGAAAUGAGAAAAUACUUCGUGAAGCAGGUGACUAAAAAGCAGUUGAUAUCAUGUGGAUUGCUUGCAGUGGCUUGUAUCGGAGUUAUUGCAAUAGGCCUUGGUGUUGGCCUUCAACCAAGCAAUAAUGAUGUCACUCUCAAUCAGGUACCUGGACAGGAAUCACGUGAAAGGUCAGGGUUGUUUGAGGCUUGGGAUGAUACUCAAGCCAGAAUUAUCCCAACAGUACCACCACCAUCACCAACAGUGCUGGGAAAGUAUGGCACAGCAGCUGUCAGUGCUGAUGGUGCGCCCUGUGCUCAAAUUGCAACAGAAAUUCUUCAAAAGAAUGGUAGUGCAGCUGAUGCCACCAUAGCUGGACUAUUUUGUGUGGGGGUGGUCAAUACACAGUCAAUGGGUCUUGGAGGUGGCUUCUUCAUGACAUACUAUGACCGUGCCACGGGCAAGGCAUACUCCCUGAAUGCCAGAGAGAGUGCUGCAGCUGCUGCAUAUGAAGAUAUGUAUCACGGCAAUGGGAACUUAAUGGAAGUAGCCAAAAGAAGGUGGUGGGCCGACACAAAACCAAGUCUCAAAGGUGGCUUGGCUGUAGCUGUGCCUGGUGAGCUGCGUGGCUACUAUCAACUGUAUGAGAGAUUUGGUGGCAAAAUUCCCUGGGCUGAUCUGAUAGAUCCCACAAUUAAGCUGUGUGAAGAAGGCCACAGAGUUAACUGGCACAUGGCAAGGGCACUGAAGUUUAAUGCAAAGGCUAUCAAGAACGAACCAAGCAUGAGUGUUUUUAUUAACCCUGACACUAAAGAUGUGUAUCAAGAGGGUGACAUCCUCAAGAGGCCACAACUAUCUGAGACUCUGCGAGUAAUUCAGAAUGACCCUGAUGCUCUUUACACAGGUCAAUUGGCUUACAAACUAGCUCAAGAUAUCCAAAGCUUUGGUGGCAUUAUCACAGCAGAAGAUUUACGCAGAUAUACACCAGUUUGGAAAGAUGCAGUGAAUGUGAGUAUUGAGCAGGGUGACUACACAUUAUACUCUGUUCCACCGCCUGGCUCUGGUCUCAUUGUGGGGUUCAUUCUCAACAUUAUGGAUGAGUAUAAACUCACUCCUGAUAGCAUGAAUGAGAAAAAUAUUAUUCUAACACACCAGCGGCUUACUGAGGCCAUGAAGUGGGCUUAUGCUAAGAGGACAGAAUUAGGAGAUGCUGACUUUGUCGACAUGACUGAACUCACACGGAACUUGACUUCUGAUGACUUUGCCAAAAGUAUUCGCAAUCAAAUUAUGGAUAACUAUACUUUCCAAGAUCCUGAACAUUAUGGUGCCAUUACCUCUGUACAGGAUAAUCAUGGCACUGCCCACUUUUCUCUUCUUGCUCCUAAUGGUGAUGCAGUAUCUGUUACCAGCACUGUCAACUUAUAUUUUGGUGCUGGGAUCAGAUCAUUGCAGACCGGUAUUGUGCUCAACGAUGAGAUGGAUGAUUUCUCGGCUCCUAACAUCACCAGUUUCUUUGGCAUUCCUCCAUCACCAGCAAAUUUCAUCAGACCUGGGAAGCGACCCUUGUCUUCUAUGUGCCCAGUUGUGUUAGUAGAUAAAAAUGGGGAUGUCCGCUUAGUCGUUGGUGCUGCAGGAGGAACGAAGAUCUCCUCGGCAGUGGCGUGGGUUUCAAUCCGCAACUUGUGGUUGGGAAACAACAUAAAAGAAGCUGUUGAUGCACGCAGAAUCCACCACCAACUAUUUCCCAUGGAACUUAAUUAUGAGGAUGGAACUUUGUCUGAAAUUGUUGAUGGUCUACAGGCAAUUGGCCACAAGACGAAACAAUUUGGUGUAGGAGGGUCUGUGAUUUGUGCCAUUGCCCGUGAACAAGAUGGAAAAAUUUACGCAAACUCCGAUUUUAGAAAAUCUGGCGAAGUUGAUGGGUUUUAAGUACUGUAUAGAGUACAGAAAAAUUGUAAUUGUGUUCAAGUUCUAAAGCAUGUACAGUAAAAAUAAAUUAUGACAAUUACUUUUCUCAUGAUCAAUUAAUGACUGUACAGUACAGAUUUUUGGUACUGUACAGUAUUAAUAUAUAUAUAUACAGAAUACUUUAUAUAUAUAUUAUGUUAUAUUCUCUGUAUAUAUAAUUCUUGUAUUCUACACAGUACCCUUUACUUGUAAAACAUUUUUAACGCUGAUUUUAAGACUUGGGCUUGAAGUACUGUAUGAGAAUUGUUUUAAAUUAUGUAACACAUUACAAAUUACUACUUAAUGGUUAACUCAGUUGCUGGGGGCAUGACACAUAAUUCAUGUCCUCCACCAUUUAUGGUGUACUGUACAUAUAACUUCUACUUCCUGAGUUUUCUUCAUUGUUUACACCAUCAUCAUGAUUUUUAAACGAACAUUUCCAAAUUAUUUCAUGCAUGCACUUUUUAUGAUUUUUUAAAAAUAUAUUUUAAAUUAAAUUAUUUAGUAUUUAACUACAGUAUAGUAAUUACAUAAAGGAAAGGUUAAAGAGAAUUACCUUACAUAGAUUGUAGCAAUAUCCUUGAAGGUAUCUGGAGGUGACCUUUUGAAGACAUCCUCUUUGGACUAAUAACCUUGGAAGACAACUUGUGAGAGAUGUCCUCAUCUGUGUAAUACAGAACUGAUUAUUAUUUGAAUAACCUGUUAAGCCACAAACACAUUCAGUCAAAAUCCAAGACUCAUAUCCUAAAGCCAUUAUUUUAACAAACAGGUCCAGUACAGUGCUCAGUUUCUAUGAACUAUUAUGCUGUAUAAUAGAGAGAAGUGGUAGAUGAGGGUUUUAUAUAACCCCUUCACUAAUACCAGACAAUUUUAUUCAUCAGAGAGGGACCUUCUUACAUAAGGGGUUAAGGAUACUUUAUAAAGCCAGAAAAAGUGCUAUGACCAUAUUAAAUUGUAUUUCCCUCUAAUUUCAAAAUUCUUUUCCCUAUUUCAUUAUGGGACAAUUUAUCCUCAAUUAGUGUGAGAAUGUUAGCUAUUAUAUAUGGAUCAUGAAUAUUUAUUUUUUCAUCAAUAUUUUUUAUAAUCCCCCCCUCCCAAUAAAUGUGCCCUGUAAUCAAAUAUGUACUAUACUUUUGUCGACAUGACUUAUUUAAUCAAAUGGGUCAAUUUAUAGCUGCCGUCAAUUUUAAUUUGAACAAAUUGUGAUACUGUACUGUAUACAGUACUGGAAAACAUGUUAUUCUUUAAUCUGUGGAAUGUGAUUACCUUUGGAGAAAAUGAGCAGUUCUCACACAGUCUGACUUCUCUGAACUAAUGAGGUUUUACAGUAUCUUGAAAUCACUGUAAAUAUGUAUUGUACCUGUAUAUUGUACAAUAAUUAAUUAAUAAAUAAAGUUAAAUGAAAGUAAA